UGACCUAUAAUGAAGAAGAAGAAGAUACAUUGCUUAAGCGAACUCAGGAGAUCAUGAAAAAUAAUGAUGCUUAUGAGGUACAACAGCAAAUUAAGAUACAACAAGCAAAGCGAAAACAGAAAAAUGUAUCUAAAAAAUUCAAGAUUGGAAACAAAGUUCUGUUGCAUCAAACGCAUUUAGAAAAUAAUUUUCAGCAAAAUUAG
Molecule: messenger RNA, 203 nt
Organism: Funneliformis geosporum
Lineage: Eukaryota; Fungi; Glomeromycota; Glomeromycetes; Glomerales; Glomeraceae
Source: the annotation of a GenBank genome assembly